Messenger RNA from Necator americanus (New World hookworm), 1122 nucleotides. RefSeq lists its product as uncharacterized. The transcript is spliced from 9 exons. The record is from RefSeq and is a predicted model, not a curated record. Lineage: Eukaryota; Metazoa; Nematoda; Chromadorea; Rhabditida; Ancylostomatidae. Gene Ontology annotation, biological process: GPI anchor biosynthetic process. Gene Ontology annotation, cellular component: endoplasmic reticulum membrane; Golgi membrane. The coding region runs from base 1 to 1122 and encodes 373 amino acids.
AUGAAUGAUGAAACAUGCCCAUCUCAACCAACCGUCAAGCAGAUUGUUAAGAUUCCACGAAAUCGACUAGAGAAUCGGCUGUACAAGCAAGGUUUGGUUGACGACAACAAUGUUCAUCUUUCAUACUUUAAUUUUCGCGUGCUUUGGCCUGCUCUUGCUUUGUCAGUUACCAUGUAUGCACUAUUCCUAGAACACGUACCAUCGCUAAUUGCUCUGACAAAGCAUGACCGAGGCAUGCUCGAAAUUCAGCCGGGACCCUCUUUACAUACAUACAUGGAACCUCUUGGUGUCGUCGGGUCGCUUCAAACAGACCACUUGCCAACCCCUCUAGAACUGCGCAAGGCAUUCUGGACGAAAUACGGAUCAUUUCAAUUUCGAUGCAACUCGACUGUACCUUUUCCCAAGGAUGCGCUUCCAUCUAUUUUAAAUCUCUUUGAAAUUAACGUCAUCGGAAAUGUGAUGUUCCGGCUCUGUAGCUGUUUGCCAAUUGCAGUUCGACUUUUCGUUGUGCACUGCAGAAGGACGUUGAUUCGACGUGACUUUGAGACGUCGUCAUUCAUCCACAACCUGAUGAACGAAGUCGUCCCGGCACUCACAUUUGUUGAACUGUUUGCGAUGGCGCUUUUCAGUAUCGUCGCGAUUCGGAAAGAUUCUCCAGUGAUCAAUCGUUACUGUAAGAUUGCAUUUGCGAUAACAGCAGCUGUGAACAUGAUAAUCACUUCAGCAGUUCUCUUUGCACACAAGAAGAAUAAGCCACAGAGACUAGACUCUAUAUCUAUAUUUGUGAAACUGGUAUCGACCUCUUUAUUCUGCUAUACCUCGCCACAUUACUUCCAACGUCAUCAAGCCAGCAUAUCAUUUCCGAUAUGUCAUGUAUACCUACCGAGAAUAUUUGCACUUAUGGAGUACGUGAUGAUCGCCUCGUACGGUGCAUUCCACUUCACAUCUCUGAUCGACAUUCGAAACGUCACAUUCCUGUGUUACCCCCGCACGUGCUCCGGAGAAUGCGAGCCAUUGGACCCUGAGAAUUUCAAGAAAGGAGAAAAAUACGAACAUUGUCGGGCCUACGAGUACCAACAACGGUUGAUACUUGCAGAAAAAGUCAAGCCGGAUGGCAGUUAG